This is a messenger RNA of Histoplasma capsulatum G186AR, 933 nucleotides long. Its product is annotated as meiotic recombination protein DMC1. The transcript is spliced from 2 exons. Gene Ontology annotation, biological process: ribosomal small subunit assembly; rRNA processing. Bases 1 to 933 code for a protein of 310 amino acids. Gene Ontology annotation, cellular component: CURI complex; UTP-C complex. Lineage: Eukaryota; Fungi; Ascomycota; Eurotiomycetes; Onygenales; Ajellomycetaceae. The record is from RefSeq and is a predicted model, not a curated record.
AUGGCGCCCAAACGACUCUCUCCACAGAGCAUAUCCGGCUACUCAGUUCUACCCAUCGAGCUCCCACCAGUUCCUUCAUUCCCAACCUCCGCAACACACUACCUCUACCUCCGUCCCCAUGAACCGAGAGUUCCUGACCCAGACUCCGCCCGUUCCAUUUUCAUUGUAAAUGUUCCAGUAAGCACCACAGAAACACAUUUGCGACAUCUGUUUGGCGCCCAAUUAUCCUCUGGCCGAGUUGAACGUGUUGAAUUCCACGGCACCGCUUCCGAAAAACCCUCAACCACCAUCACAAUAACCUCCAAUCCCAAGAAACGAAAACGCGACACCACAGACGAGCUACAAGUAGAGUUAGACGCAACGGCGCUCCCGCGAACAUGGGAUCGCGAACUGCAUACUAGCGGCGCGCACGCGAUUGUCGUCUUCGUCGACCGCCCCAGUAUGGAAGCCAGCCUCAAGGCUGCGAAAAGGGCUGCAAAAACCCACGCCAAAAUCGUUUGGGGCCAGGGAAUAGACAACGAGAAGGACAACCGUUUUCCUGCCCUCGGAAUCCAACGCUACAAAUCACAUAACAGGCUACGAUAUCCCGCACGUGCGGAGCUACUUCGUAUCGUGAAUGAUUACAUGAGCAUCUUUGGCAGGUUUGAGGAAGCUCGUUCGCGCGAGGCGGCGAGGGGGGCUGAAGUGUUGGAUGAAGAUGGUUUUGUGAAGGUUACGCGGGGACCGAAGAUAAACGAUGUAGCGAGGGAGGAGGAGUUGAGAGCGUUGAUGGAGAAACAUAAGGAGAAGAGUAAGGGGCUUCAGGAUUUCUACCGGUUCCAGAUGCGGGAGAAGAGGAAGGAGAGGCAGACGGAGUUGUUGAAGAAGUUUGAGGAGGAUAAGAGGAAAGUGGAGGAAAUGAAGAGGAGGAGGGGAAAGGUCAAGCCGGAGUAA